UGUACAUGGUGUUUCCACCUAAAGGCGCGACUUUUUGUAGUGCGGAGAUCCUGAGUCACAGCGGAGAUCCUGAGUCACAGAUGCAGAAGUCUUUGGUGCGUUGUCGAGACGACGGUGGGGUACCCUGUGAGUGAGAGAUACAGAGCUCUGGGAAGUCUCUCGUGUCUUGUUAGUGGGGCAUCUUGAGAGGGGGGAAGACCAUGCCUUUAUAAAAAGAAUUUACAUUUGUAACAGUAAGCUUAGCAGUCGCUCUGAGAGUUUCAAUGCAUAAUAUACAUUUUUAUUUUUAUGACAAAAUGAUCAAGUGCAGCGUAUAUUUUCUACAAUUGCUAUUAUGUAUACACCUUUCUUUCCUGCUAAGUACUCUAGCGAGGUACAAAGCUCCAGUGUAGUGUUUUCAAUGAUAGAAUUUAAUUUGUAAUUGGUAGUUACCUUAACAGAAAGCAGUGAUUAAAUUUCAUAAUCUUGUUUAACAUUACCUUUCAAAAUGAGGGUCAUUGGAACAUUUGAAAAUGUUACAAGAAUGAUUGACUACUAUAAAGCGCAAACUAUUUAUUUUUGUCUUUAGCUGGAAAGAGACAGUACAAGAAACAGAAAAGUAACUGUGCAAACACUUAAAAAUGGUUUUGAACAAAAUAUUGACAAGGAUAAAGGUACCCACAGUUACAUGAUAAAAUUUCCAAAAUUAAGUGACCAUAAGAACCAUGCUACAUCAGGCGAGUUGGCAAACAUCAGAGAAAAAGUUGACCCAAGAGUAAGAAAUAAAAUUGUGGAACUGUACCGAAGUGGUGUCAGGAAAGCAAUUGAAAUUAAAAGACACAAUGACACAUAUGUUCGUCAUGAGCUCUUUCCUAGUGGUGAUCUUCCUGAAGCCUCAAGAAGAAGGUUCUAUCCAACGCAGAAAGAUAUUUCAAAUCUUAUGUCCAAAGAUAGAUAUGAAGGAAAAAAUUCAGUGCUUGACCAGCAAAAUGUUGUUGAUCUUCUAAACAACUGGAAACAAGAAAAAACAAUAAAUAUGUUUUUCCGCCCACACACCAUUAAAAUAAAUGGAGAUGGUCACAUUUUCUGUUUUGCUAUCAAACAGAAUGGCAGCAAAGGCUUUUGCAGAAAUAUGGUAAUGAAAUUACACUGCUAGAUGCAACCUACCGAAAAACAAGAUCUGCUUUUCCACUGUUUUUUCUCUGUGUCAGAACAAAUGUUUGUUAUGCUGUGGUUGGAGCUUUUGUGGUGCAACAGGAAACUGCAGCACAUAUAGAGGAGGCCUUGCAGAUGUUUAAAACCUGGAACAAAAAAUGGAAUACCAAAUAUUUCAUGGUAGAUUUCUGCCUUGAAGAAAUAAAUGCAAUAUCUAGGGUUUUCAAAGAAAUGGGCCCAUGUAUAUAGAAACUCUACUCUGCAUGUUCGAAUAAACACAAACAAUGGUUUGGAACGGCAAAAUGAAAUUCUAAAACGUAACUAUUUGGAUGGAUACAAGAACUGCACAUUAAGUGAAAUGCUAACCGUUCUGCAUUGUAAAUUUUUUCCAAUGUUGUACAGAAAAUAUGUUCAGCUGAAUGUACAAAGUUCCCAGAAUUAUCGGAGAUAUUCAAAAGAAAUACCUAGUUUUCUCAAGAGCUGUCCAAGGGACUUUGUUCUACACGUAAUGAAAAGAUACUGUAGUUCACUGAAUGAAAAAGAUGUAACCGCUGUGGAUGAAAAACAUGGCAUUUUCAAAGUUAAGAGUGAAUCAGGGAAUGCAGAAUACCUAAUUCAUUUAAAUGGACAGGUACCAUCAUGUACAUGUGAAGACUUCACACACUUUUUGUUGCCAUGCAAGCAUAUCUGUUGCAUUUUUCAGUACUUCAGUACUUGGGGAUGGGACAGACUUGACCCUGUAUAUACAAACAACCCACUGUUUGUACUUGACUCUGAUUGCUUCUCUGAAAACAUAGAAAUUAUUAAUGCCGAUAUCCAAGAUGCCAGUAUCCGCACUGUGAAAUUAGCCAGAGACUGGCUAGCGUGAGAUUCAAACGGGAGCAGCACAUCUCACGCUAGCCAGUCUCUGCACUCUCAUAGAAACAAAUGUGCAACGGGGUUACUACUGAGUUACGAUCCUGACUUUUCACAUGCUUUCUGGGUGGAUGGGGGAGUCGAAGAAGGAGAGGAGCUGUGUGCAAAGCUGACCAAGAAUGGAACUUAUGAAGCCACUGAACUACUGAUGGAGGCUGAACAUAAUUUGGGAAAGGGGGCUGGGUCUGCCUCUCAAGGAGUGUUGUCAGGCAGGGAACGGAACAAAGCCACUGUGCUUUGAGCUGCCAGUGCAGCAGUUUGAGGGCAGAGGUCGCAGGGUCAGAGCAGGGAGAGCAGGAGUUUUGGGUUAAUCUAUCAGCGAAUGGAGCCUUUGAAAUUUGGGGGGGGGGGGGGCAGGCAGGCCAGGAGAGAGCAUGAGUUUUGUGAGUGGGUCUGAGAAGGAUAAUUUUUUAUAUUCUUUAUUUUGGUUGUCCCCAUUAUAUUGUGAAUUUUAGUUUAAAACUGUAUAUAUUAAACUGGCUAUCCCCCCUCCU
Molecule: messenger RNA, 2543 nt
Organism: Xenopus tropicalis (tropical clawed frog)
Lineage: Eukaryota; Metazoa; Chordata; Amphibia; Anura; Pipidae
Exons: 5
Coding region: 1340-2002 (220 amino acids)
Molecular function (GO): zinc ion binding
Source: RefSeq, a predicted model, not a curated record